Helianthus annuus (common sunflower) is the source of this 2719-nucleotide messenger RNA. Its product is annotated as pentatricopeptide repeat-containing protein At1g20230. Bases 46 to 2292 code for a protein of 748 amino acids. The transcript is spliced from 2 exons. Gene Ontology annotation, molecular function: protein binding; RNA binding; zinc ion binding. NCBI's taxonomy places the organism in Eukaryota, Viridiplantae, Streptophyta, Magnoliopsida, Asterales, Asteraceae. Gene Ontology annotation, biological process: RNA modification. The record is from RefSeq and is a predicted model, not a curated record.
GUACAAAUUACUCUCCUUCUUCAACCUGAAAAACCAAACACAACCAUGUCAAGACAUGCUCUCCGAGUCUUCAACAACCAUAAAUUGCUCACACUCUCCCUCUCACAAACUCGUCAAACUCACGCCCAAAUCCUCCGAACCGGUCUUUUUCUCCACACCCAUUUCACCACAAAGCUCAUUUCUUUAUACGCAAACCACCUUCGUUUCGUAGAAGCCCAAAACCUCCUCAAAUCCAUCCAAAACCCAGAUGUAUUCUCAUUCUCCACCCUCAUUCACGCCUACUCGAAGCUCAGUUACUUCACCGAAGCCAUUCUUACAUUCACCCACAUGAUAUCAUUCAAGUUGUUACCCGAUUCGCGUCUUAUUCCAUCUGUUGUUAAGUGUUGUAGUGGGUUACACAGUUUGAGAUUCGGGAAACAGGUUCAUGGGUUUUGUGUUUCAUCUGGGCUUUGUCUGGAUUCGUUUGUGCAGUCUUCUUUGGUGCAUUUGUAUGUGAAAUGUGGGAAGUUGUAUUAUGCACACCAGGUGUUUGAUGAAAUGUCUGAACUGGAUGUUGUUUCGUGUAGCGCGUUGGUUUCCGGGUAUGCGCGAGAUGGGUGUGUGGAGGAAGCUAAAAUGGUGUUUAGGAGGAUGGUGGAGUUGGGGAUUGAGCCAAAUUUGGUGUCGUGGAAUGGGAUGGUGGCGGGGUUUAGCCAGAGUGGACGGUGUUUGGAGGCGGUGAUGGUGUUUAGAGAUAUGUGUUUGUCGGGUUGUAAGGCGGAUGGGACGACUGUUUCGAGUGUUCUUCCUGCUGUUGGGGUGUUGGAGGAUUGUUUUGUGGGUGUGCAGAUACAUGGGUAUGCGAUUAAGCAGGGUCUUGGAUCGGAUAAGUGUGUAGUGAGUGCAUUGAUCGAUAUGUAUGGGAAGUGUUCGUCCACUAUGGAGAUGUCACGGGUGUUUGAUGAAAUGCCUGAAAGAGACGUUGGUGCUUGUAAUGCUUUGGUUUCUGGGUUUGCUAGGAACGGUUUAACUGAUGACGCGUUAAAAGCGUUUAAUAUGUUACGUAGUCAAGAUCUGGAGUUAAAUGUAGUCUCGUGGACGUCGAUCAUAGCUUGCUGCUCACAGCAUGGAAAAGACAUUGAAGCCCUUGACCUUUUCAGAGAAAUGCAGCUUUCGGGAGUGAAACCGAAUUCUGUAACGAUCCCUUGCUUACUUCCCGCGUGUGGAAACAUUGCAGCGUUAAUGCACGGGAAAGCCGCGCACGGGUUCUCGCUUAGAACAGGAAUAUCGGAUAAUGUUUAUGUGGGAAGUGCUUUAAUCGACAUGUACGCCAAUUGUGGAAGAAUACAUUUAGCCCGAAACAUUUUCGAGAGGAUGCCCGUACGCAAUGUAGUCUGCUGGAACGCGAUCAUGGGAGGAUAUGCGAUGCACGGAAAUGGUAACGAAGUUAUCGAAAUAUUCCAUUUGAUGGAAAAAAGCGAUCAAAAACCCGACUUUAUCACUUUCACUUCUUUAUUAUCCGCUUGUAGUCACAGCGGUUUCACAGAGCAAGGUGAACAGUUCUUUAACAAAAUGUCAAAAGAUUAUGGAAUUUCACCACGAAUCGAGCAUUACGCUUGUUUAGUUACGCUUCUUGGUCGUGCGGGGAAGCUUAACGAAGCUUUUAACACCGUUAAAAAUAUGCCAUUUGAGCCCGACGCUUGUGUUUGGGGGGCUUUACUUAGUUCAUGUAGAGUUCAUAACAAUCUUGAACUAGCGGAACUUGCGGCUAACAAACUAUUUGAGUUAGAACCGAAUAAUCCCGGGAAUUAUGUUUUAUUAUCCAACGUUUACGCGAAUAAAGGGUUAUGGAAACAAGUCGAUAGAGUUCGGGAUCUGAUGAAAUCAAUGGGAAUGAAGAAGAAUCCCGGAUGCAGUUGGAUUUCGAUCAAGAACAAAGUGCACAUGCUUUUAGCAGGCGAUACAUCUCAUCCUCAACUGGUUGAAAUAUUAGAAAAAAUCGAUAAUUUAAGUACGGAAAUGAAGAAAUUAGGGUGUUUGCCGGUUACUUCAUUUGUGUUGCAAGAUGUUGAAGACCAAGAAAAGGAACAUAUUUUGUGUGGGCAUAGUGAGAAACUGGCAGUGGUGCUUGGGCUUUUGAACACUCCACGAGGGUCUACUCUUCAAGUGAUUAAAAACCUUAGAAUUUGUGGGGAUUGUCAUGAUUUUAUAAAGUUUGUAGCUAAGCUUGAACAGAGAGAGAUAUUUGUUAGAGACACGAAUCGGUUUCAUCACUUUAAAGAUGGUUCGUGUUCGUGUGGCGAUUAUUGGUGAAAAGUUUAGUGAAAGCUUGGUUUUUUUAAUGCUUGCAUUCACUGUCAUGGUACUUCAAGAAACAAAUGUCCUAAAUCAACAAUUGCAGCCAUGGUUGAAAUGUAAAGUGAGCAGCUUUGUGAUGAAACAGACUUUGAAGCCCGGGAGACACCUUCGGGCUGAGUACCAAUGCGGAACAGUUUUGAUCUGUAAUGGGCUAUGGACGCAUGACAAGCCAAUGGAAAAGUCUUGAUGGGCGUAGCCGCAUGCUUUAACAAAGUUUGGCCCAACCGACGGGCCGGAUACGGUAGUUUUGGGCUUUGGUUCUGACUUUCCACCAAAUGUAGAGGUUUUCUAGUAUUCUUUUACAUGGUUUUUAUUGUUAAUCACAUGAAACUAGAAAUUUUUGUUUUUCAAGUGCAAACUUCCAUCGUUUGGGCCUGCUAAA